Pelobates cultripes (western spadefoot toad) is the source of this 8690-nucleotide messenger RNA. The record is from the annotation of a GenBank genome assembly. Lineage: Eukaryota; Metazoa; Chordata; Amphibia; Anura; Pelobatidae.
ACAGGACUUUAAAUGGUGUCCAGGGAAAUGUGAUAUUGUAACCCUAGUCAGAUCCACCGUCCAUGUUUUUUUUAUUUUUAUUUAAUACUGUACAGAACUCUUACUGAAGCCAGUGUCAGAGCUCAGAUAACUUUGUUUAAUGUUUAGAGACAGUAAUUUGGUAGUUUGAGCAAAAUAACUGAGAUCCGUUCAAAUUGAUGCUCAUUAGACAGACUGGUUGUGAGAUCUAUAGAAUAGUUUGUCUGAACCUGUUUAGGCAGUUAGCACAUUUCCAAGUAAGCUCUAAGAGAAUGUUAAGGUUUCCUUUUUUUAGGCUAUUUGCAUUGUUAAAGGAUAGAAAUAGGCAUUUGAUAUCAGUGUUCUGUGCAUGUCAGCAAGUGCUUUCGCACUAUUUUCACCUGGUAUCCAUGAGGCUCGGAAAUGGGGAAAUAGUUUUUUUUUACAGCGUUGUAGUCUUUUUCACAAAACACCCAACAAAUUGUUAUGAAAAGUUACUUACUGAGUGUUAAUCCUUUAUUUCUGGUGGUGUCACGGUAAUAAACACACACUGUGGAGAAAACAAUGAACAAUGUGGUGUUCUGUAAUACUCUAUCUGUAUGUUAAUUAGCAGGUAAUAUAAUUACAGGUUAAUUAACAUACAGUAUUUACUUUUUUACAUAAAUGUGAGUGUCUGUCUUCCCACCCAGUUAUGUAAAUGAGGAGUCUUACAAGGUAAUCAGCAGCCAGUCAAUGAGGGGUUAGUGUUUGCAAAUAUACCGUACAUUAUCUCAGUCCCUGAUACCAAGCAGUUUAGUUUGGUCUCCUACAAAUGUGGAUUGCUGGUAUGUGAGGGUUGGUGGAGAGAUUUGGGAAGCAGUUACUUGUCUGAUCGUUUUAACUGGUAAGUGUUGUGUUUGGUGACUGUUUUUGUUUAGAAUUCUGUGAGUAAUUUGUUUUGCUGACUGUUUUUAUAUAAAUGUUGACUUAUUGGGUUUAAUAGCUAGAUAUAUAGGAAUUGUGGGCUGGGAUUGCAGUCUGGUUUCAUCCAGUAAUCUGUUAUAGGUUUGAUUUUUAGUUCUGUGUGGUGACUUUACAUACAGAGUUUUUCUUAUAUAUAGCGUGAUACAAUAUGCUGCUUAUUUUGCAUAAUAUAGAACUAGUUAAGCUGUGUGUGUGUGUUCUUAUACCCUGUAAGAGGAAUGAGUGAUCCGAUGUCCGGAAUGGCUUAUAUCAGUUCUGUGCGGGAUUUGUACAGGUUACAAUGUGGUUUUACUGAAUCACUGUAAACUAGGGAGACUUUUCAUCUUUUUGCUGCAUAACUCCAGUAUUUAAACUUUAAAUGAAUUACAUAAUUCAUUAAGGUUAUCUUGAAAUUCAAUUUCCAACUCCGUUGAAACAUUUCAGAAAAGUUUUUUAUUAUUUAUAUAUUAUACACUCUCAAUAUGUGAGAUUAGGUGCCUCUUACAUACAGUCAUCUUCUGAUUUCAGCCUUAAAUAGCAUAUCUCCAUGCUGCAGGGUGUGUGUUUGUUCAUGGGCUAUUUUUGGGCUGAGCAGCUGUCCUGUCUUGUAACCUCUUUAUGUGCCUUUUCUUGGCACAUUGCACCCACAGCUUGCUUGUUCCUAGUUUCUGAACCAAUUAUUUAUUAUGCUUCACAAUCCAACAAUAAUCACCCUUGUCUUGCUGUGAUGUUUUAAUGCUACUUGUGGGAAUCUAUUUAGGUUCAUGGAUAUUGGUGGAGAGAUAAUUGUUUAACUACCUGGUUUCUAAUGUCUUGUGUUUUGCUUUGCAGGAGUCUGUGGAUCCUAUCAUGGUAUCUGUAACGUUAGGUAAGAUUUUCCUUAGAUUGAUGGCAUUCUGAUCCGGAGCCUGUCUUACUGUACUUCCUAAUUAUACUCUAUUUCCUGUGUAAUAAAACCAGUAAACCUUUAAUUUGAAGUCUUCCCUCUCUCCUUGUUUGGUUAGUGGAGCAGUUAUAAAACUGGUGUUUAUUUUAUUUUAGCCACAUCAGAAUGGAUUGGCUUCUUCAAGGAAGCUGGAAUUCCUGCUGGGCCAGCUGUCAACUACGCUGUUUCAUUUGUGGAUAACAGGUGAGAGUGAUGGGAGUCACCGUUACACCCAAAACAGGAGAGGUUUGUAAGGGAGGAGAUGGGAAUGGAGUCAGUCGUUUAUUUUUGGUUCCAUUGGACUUGCUGCUGUAUGAUGCAUAUCUGAGUUACGUUGGAGGGUCCUGCAUUAUACGCAAUAGGUUCUAGUGGGGGCUGCGUGUGAAUAGCAAUUGUAGAGCAGUCACCAUGGAAACCAGUAGACUGUUCACCAUGAUUGCUUCAGUUAAAAGUCCUGAUCCAGAAUCACUAUUGAGAAAUAACUUUGCAUGCGUCUGUGUUUACUGUACAGAAUUAUUAAUUUCCUGUGUAAUCUGUGUACACUAUUGUUUCAGGAAUACAAACAUGUAUUUCUGACACUAUACGUGUGAUAAUACUGGUUAGAUCACCGGCCUCUUUUUCCCCUGUAAAGUUGAGUUUACUCACCUUUUUUCCAGCGCCGCAGGGUCUCCUCGAAUCUGGCCCUGCCUCUCGCUGCCUCCAUGGCUGAGAUUAUCACAUUUGACUAUCUCCACCAAUAAGAAAAUAUUGAGACGAUUGCGCAUGCGUAGCAAAAUACUGCACUGUAACCAUCUCUAUGAAGAAAUGCAGAUUGGCAAAGUAUUGUGGAUCUGAUAUUAACACGAUGAGCAGACCUGUAGUGUAGUCUGCUGGGAACCCUGUGAUUGUUACAUUUGGUGACUUAUUAUUAUUGGAAGGUGUCAGGGAUAGUUGUGUACAAAUAAUUGAGAAAAUAUUUUAGCAGUGACAUGAGAAUAAGAAACAUUGUCCUUACAGGAUUCAGAAAAACAUGCUGAUGGACCUGAAUAAAGACAUCAUUAACGAGUUGGGGAUUACCGCCGUUGGGGACGUCAUAGCGAUCCUGAAACAUGCCAAGGUCGUUCACAGACAGGUAUGGAACCUCACAAGCAAUGCAAGGUGUCAGGCACAAUCCCCACUGAUGUUCCAUCCCCUCCACCUUGGGUCUAUUGCUGUUCUGAUUAGAGUUUAUAUAUUUCCUUUCUGUUUUCUGCCCCAUGCUGUGUACAAACUAUUUGUUAUUUUGGUUCUUCACAUUUUCUGUCUAUAAUGAACCCAACUUUGCUUUACUGGUAUGACAGAUAUUAGUGAUUUUAGUUAAUUAAGGAGAUGCUGAAUAAUACAUCUGAUAACCUGAUGGAUUCAUGAUAGGACCUCUUAGUAGAGUUAGUUUCAGCAAACUGAUGGGGACACUAUAGGCACCCAGACACUUUAGCUCAUUGAAGUGGUCUGGGUGUUGUUCCUCUCUCCAUUUUACCCUGCUUAUUGAUAAACUGCAAUAAUAACAUUGCAGGCUUAACUCCACCUUUAGUGGCUGUCUACCAGACAGCCACUAGAUAUGCUUUUGGGUUGAUAGGCAACUUUUGGUCUCACGCUCUGCAUGGCUAAUACCCCAUAGGAAAGCAUUGAUUCAAUUGGCUGAUGUUGGGAGAGGAGGUAUGAAGGCGGAGCUUAGGGACAUCGGCGCUGGAUUCAGUUAAGUGACAGAAGGGUUUUUACUGCUUCUGUGCUGUAGGGAGGAGGGGUGUAAGUAAGGGAGGCACCAUAUGGUACUAUAGUGCUAGGAAUACAACUUUGCUAUUCCUGGCACUAUAGGUUCCCUUUAAUGGCAUUAGAAUCCGGCCACAGGCUGAAUUUUGAAUGUUUGUUAUAUAAAGUUUCUCCCUGCACUCUCUUGCAGGAGUUGGUAGUAACUAAGAUGGAUUGUGUUUUAUUUACAUUUCAUAUCCUGCUCUCUCUCUCUCAGGAUAUCUGCAAAGCUCUGACAGAACCACAGAAUCAGAACUCCAUGCAGGCGGAACUACGGCGCAACGCAAACAGCCGUAAGUACCUGUGCCCACUUCCUGCCAUAUCUAGGAAAGGAAAAUGGAUUUCAAUCUUUGUAAUGCUUAGGGCAGCUGGUCAGACACCACAUUUUAACACCUUGGUUAUACGACUUUUACCAUGUGUUCAUUCCACCACAAUAUAGCUCUCUUUCUCUUAAAGCACCCAUACAUUCUAUAUAAAUAUAAAAAGCAAUACAAAUGUCAUUGGAAUGUUUUAAAACCCUAGUAUCUGUUAUAUAAGGCUUCUUUGUAUAGAAAGAUGAUAUUUAAAAUUUUGGUUGUCAGUUACCCGCUCCUGUGGUCCUGAAUUAAAAUAUAGAGCAAGAUGGGUUUGAAGAGAUAUCUUGCCUUCGGUUUACAGAUGUCUUGUAUGGUGCAUGAUUUGCCAUGGUGUUCUUUCUUUAUUUCCAGCGGCUACAAGAAUGAUCGCCAACAGUCUGAGCCGGGACUCUCCACCAUCUACACCGGCCCGCAGGCCUGACACUAGUACAUCCAAAAUCUCAGUAACUGUGUCUAAUAAGGGGGCUUUGAAAACUUCACAAGCAGGUAACAUACAGGGUGGUUUUCCUUGACCAUAAAGCUCAACAUUCAACUAUAUUUUAAGCUGUUUAAGGAGAAUGGAAGCUGUAAAUACUUCUCUGUCCUCUUCCUGCACAGCUGACCCUCCUUCUGCGGGCGACAGCUCUGAGGUGUCAGUAAAACGCCGUAGGGUGACUGCAGAAAUGGAAGGAAAGUAUGUAGUUAACAUGCCCAAAGGGACCACACCACGCACCAAGAAAAUCUUGGAGGAGCAGUCAGCAAAAGGUCAGUCUCUCCCAGGGUCACAGUGUACUAAUGACAGUCACAUGUUUAAUGGUCAGUCCCUCUUAGGGUCACAGUGUACUAAUGACAGUGACAUGUUUACUGGUCAGUCCCUCCCAGGGUCACAGUGUACUAAUGAGUGACGUGUUUAAUGGUCAGUCCCUCUUAGGGUCAUAGUGUACUAAUGACAGUGACAUGUUUAAUGGUCGGUCCCUCCCAGGGUCACAGUGUACUAAUGACAGUGACAUGUUUAAUGGUCGGCCCCUCCCAGGGUCACAGUGUACUAAUGACAGUGACAUGUUUAAUGGUCGGUCCCUCCCAGGGUCACAGUGUACUAAUGACAGUGACAUGUUUAAUGGUCUGUCCCUCCCAGGAUCACAGUGUACUGAUGACAGUGACAAGUUUUAGGGUCGGUCCUUCCUAGGGUCACAGUGUACUAAUGACAGUGACAUGUUUAAUGGUCGGUCCCUCCCAGGGUCACAGUGUACUAAUGACAGUGACAUGUUUAAUGGUCGAUCCCUUCCAGGGUCACAGUGUACCAAUGACAGUGACAUGUUUAAUGGUCAGUCCCUCCCAGGGUCACAGCGUACUAAUGACAGUGACAUGUUUAAUGGUCGGUCCCUCCCAGGGUCACAGUGUACUAAUGACAGUGACAUGUUUAAUGGUCGGUCCCUCCCAGGGUCACAGUGUACUAAUGACAGUGACAUGUUUAAUGGCCGGUCCCUCCCAGGGUCACAGCGUACUAAUGACAGUGACAUGUUUAAUGGCCGGUCCCUCCCAGGGUCACAGCGUACUAAUGACAGUGACAUGUUUAAUGGCCGGUCCCUCCCAGGGUCACAGCGUACUAAUGACAGUGACAUGUUUAAUGGUCGGUCCCUCCCAGGGUCACAGUGUACUAAUGACAGUGACAUGUUUAAUGGUCGAUCCCUUCCAGGGUCACAGUGUACCAAUGACAGUGACAUGUUUAAUGGUCAGUCCCUCCCAGGGUCACAGUGUACUAAUGACAGUGACAUGUUUAAUGGUCAGUCCCUCCCAGGGUCACAGUGUACUAGUGAUAGUUAUGGUAGGGUGUGGAACUGCACUCUGUCCCUUUUUAAGUAGUAUGUAGCUGGGUGCAACUUGGACAGUUUCAGUACCAGAGACCAAAUGCUGAGUAAUAAAAUAGAAGAAAGGUCCAGGCACUCCAAGGUACUAACCAGGCAAUUUUAUUGAACCCACUGCAUCACAACGUUUCGACCCACACGGUCCUUUUCAAGUGUACUAGUGAUAGUGACAUAUUUUAAGGGUGACCGUGACCUGCUUACAGCUUUAACUGGUUUCAUAAUGAGAUUAAAUUCCAUUUGAUUUUAUUGUUUUAGGUUUUACAAGAACAUCUGUGUUUGACAGACUGGGAGCUGAAAGCAAAGUUGAUACAACUACAGGAAGCAAGGUCAGUAAUAUCUGGAUAAUAAACCCUUUCCAUUGUCCACAGUCUUUGGUGGCCCAUGGUGGUAUCAUGGGGACUCUGGGGUCGGAUUAUACACUGCAUUCUCUUAGGUAGUGUAAAAGAUGGGGUGCCCAGAACUGCUUUUAACAAAAGUUUAGGGGUCUUGAGACCUUAAAGCCAGCGGGAAAUGAUUUAACUGGUGGUUUGUAAUUUUGUGUAAUGAUUAUUAUGAGACUCUCUUGGCACAUGUUCAAUGUACAGGUUUAGCAGGGCUUAAAAUUUCAAGAAAUACACGAUUACCCAGUCUUCAAAAGUUACUGGCCACGGCAAGCCUGGAGAGGGAAUGGCAAAUUCACCAAAGUUUUCGUUCUCUAGUGGAAAUUUUAAAUCCUGCAUUUAGUGUUUGAUUUCUAUUUAAUUUAAGGUGGGGAAAUAGCCAGCUUUUAGUGUCAUUAAAGGAAUGCUCGCUAUCAACCCGAAAGCAAUAAUUCAUCUUGGUGAAAUGCAAAGAUUUAGGGAUUAACAGCGUACCCUCUUACUUUAUUAAAGUGCGUAUUUAGAAUGCUUUUAGUUCACUCCAUUCCAGCCCUCAUAUGACAGGGGACACUUCCCCGCAUGAUUUGAAGCAAUUAAUAAUAAAUUACUAAAGCUAAAACUAGCUGAGGCUGGCGGGCUGAGGGGAUGAUACGAACGGGUGUGGGGUGAUGUGAGACAUUGAAUUUGUACAGAAUUCACAUUAACCGAUUUUUGAAUUUUUGUUCCAGGCUGGCUAAUAAUUCUCACCUCCGGUAACAGAGGGGGUUACACUCUGUAUGUCAAGCGUUUCAUAGCAAAACCGUGUGCAUACAAACUUCAGGCACCAUGAUAACUUCAGUGGUCAUGGUGCUUUGAGUUACCCGUUCAUCACUGAUGUUGCUAAAGGUGCCAGAAUCUGUCUCCACCAGUCGGGAAUGCCACGCAGGAGGUGGGGAAUAGUUUAGCUUGUCCUGUGUUCAUACCUGGAGGUAGAUGGUAAAUGAGAUGCGCCGCCAUGUUACGGUCUCCAGGGCCUGGCCUUUCAACUGACCUGGGGCCAUGUCAGUCCUUGUUAAACAGAACUAAGGGCUAUGUAACAACAAAAGAACUCCAUUUGAUUAAGAAAUGUAAUAUUUAGGUUUAUCUGCAUUUUUAUUUAUGCUGUUCUCUCCUGUUUGCUCCUAGCCCACUGGUGUCUUUAGUCGUUUAGGAAAUGCCUGCCAGGAAGAAGUGUUGGCUGAGAGUGAUGAGGAUGGCAGUGUUCUGCAGUAUGAAGGUGUCCUUAAAAAGAAGACAGCUCCUGUUGUCCGAGAGUGGCUAGCUCCAGGGGUGACCAUCAAGGCCAAAGCCACUAGCUCCGAACCAAAGCCUGCCAUUACCACAGUGAGACGGUUGACCGCCAAACCUCCAGCCAGUGCUCCUGCCAAACUCUCCGCUACAAAAAAUGCCCUGGCACACCGGCUGGGCACUGUCCAGCAAAUAGAAUCAGAGGCUGAGAAAAUAAAAAAACCUACAGUAACCUCCCUGGCACACCGGCUGGGCACUGUCCAGCAAAUAGAAUCAGAGGCUGAGAAAAGGAAAAAACCUACAGUAACCCCCCUGGCACACCGGCUGGGCACUGUCCAGCAAAAAGAACCCCAGGCUGAGAAAAGAAAAAAACCUACAGUAACCUCCCUGGCACACCGGCUGGGCACUGUCCAGCAAAUAGUACCCCAGGCUGAGAAAAGGAAAAAACCUACAGUAACCUCCCUGGCACAGCGCCUGGGGAAACUGCCUGCAGCUGCCCAGGAUAGCAGUGUCAGUAGCACUAAACCCCCUACAGGGGCAUUUAAAGUGACCAUCAAGAGGACAUUAGGGAGCACCAGGGUGAGCAGCACCUGUGACAGUAGCAGUGCCCAAAUGGACAACACCGCCAAUGUUAGUGUCUUCCAGCGGCUCGGGAGAAAGUCGGUAUAAGAGCAAAUUUUAAGGACUUGGCCUGCCAAAUGUGGGGCAUUACUGAGAUAGUGUAGUGACCUCCACCUGCAGUUCUGCACUUGGGUCACUAGGAUAUUGUUACUUAAAGGGGUGCCCUAAGUAGCGUACCCAGUAACCUCUACAACGCAGUGUGGUCAUAGCGCAGAGUUUGUCAGACUGUCAGCAUUUCAAAAAUACCAGGGCUCUCCCAGCCUCUGCAUUGGGUAAUGCGCAAGUGAAUUCCAUUCAUAGGCUGAGAGCACAAGAGAAUCCCACCGUCCUUGGCCUAUCUGUAGCAUACAGUCAGACCCAUGAAUGUUACAAUGUAGGGAGUGAUGCCGUGAGCUGUACCGGCUACGGUGCUCAGGCUUGGUGCCUUAUUACAGAUUAGUUUUCCAAUCCAAACAAUCAUGUUUUGCGAUGAAGCCUGCGGUUUUGGAAAUCAAGCUGGCUUAUUUUCUCCCUAUUUAUUAGCUGAUAGGAAAGUUUCUGCAGGCACGGUUGUGUGUUUUUUUUGUUUUUUUAUUAAAUAUUUUACUAAAGCAUAUUGUGUCUUGGAAUUCGU